Molecule: messenger RNA, 387 nt
Organism: Penicillium maclennaniae
Lineage: Eukaryota; Fungi; Ascomycota; Eurotiomycetes; Eurotiales; Aspergillaceae
Exons: 2
Coding region: 1-387 (128 amino acids)
Source: RefSeq, a predicted model, not a curated record
AUGGACGCAGCCGCUGUCGAUUGCGUCACGCUUCCAGAAGCCGAAGCUCUCAGCAAGAGUCGCAAGUUCAAAUACAUCAGCCAGCGUUCCUCAAAUGACCUUGCCCCAGAAGUGCACGCCACUGACGGCGAGGAUGCUCUGAGAGGGAAGCUGAUGUUGAUGUUGAUGAGGUUUCUCCUGCCAAAGGCUGCUUUGGCCCAAGGCUAUCUUGACGCCACUUUCAGAUCUCCUGCCCUGGACCCUUGGCGCAGUACUAUCACAUUGAAGUCGUCUCAUAACUGCACUAUCUUGAUCAAAGCCCCCCCAUGGACCCCAUCACAUACGGAGUACUCACGUCCGCUUAAGACGGCCCGACAGUUCGUCCUUGCUCGGACCCUAGAUCAUUGA